AUGGAAGCCAUGAAACUUACAGUGGACCACGAAGUGAAGCUGCGGUUGACGUUCGAGACGGCCGAAGGAACGUUGGUGCUAUCGAACCUGAAGUGCUGGGUGGCCGCAAUGCCACUGCAAGACGGCCUGGCCGACGUUAUCGUCAGUCGCGCCAUCACGUCGCGACUGGGGUACUGCCCUCAUUUGUUGCUGGCGCAAGCGCGGCGUAUGCAGAGUGCAUACGACCUCAAUUAG
Molecule: messenger RNA, 234 nt
Organism: Aphanomyces invadans
Lineage: Eukaryota; Oomycota; Saprolegniomycetes; Saprolegniales; Verrucalvaceae
Exons: 1
Coding region: 1-234 (77 amino acids)
Source: RefSeq, a predicted model, not a curated record